UCUCUCUCCUCUCCCAUCUCUGCUUGUCUCUGUUUUCUUCUCGCUGUCUCCUUCGUUGUCCCUCUAUCUGCGGCCAUGUCUCUUUCCUGAAUCGAUCUCGCGGUGCCUACCAGUUCCUCGGUUCCUUGCGGCUAUGUGUGUGCUGUGUUUGCUAACAAACAGAGAGGACAUUUUUGUGUGAGCCCCGUAUCGGUUUUUCCUUGUCUUCAUUCUUUCUGCUCGUCUCUCGUCCACUCUGCCUCCUUCCUCUUGUCUGCUUCUUCCCCUUGCGUCUUCUUUCUUCGCUUCCUCAUGGUAUUGCUCCUCUUGUUUUCACACCCCGCUGACUCCUUCCGGUCUCUCUGUCCUCUUCUCCGCUCUAAUUGCCUUCUCAUUUCUCUUCUCCUCGUCGAUCAUCUUCUCCUGAAUCGUUUCCUCUAGCUUAUCUCGAUCUUCCCCUCUUGUAUCUCCACUUGCUUCUGCUCGUGGGUUUCCUCUUUUCCUUUGCUUCGUCUCCGAUCUCGUUUCCAUUUGGCAUAUUUCUCUGCAAUGGAGACCUUUCGGCACAAUGGUGGGUGUGCGUCUUCUCUCCUCUUUCUUCUUCUGCGUUGUGUCUUCUCUCUUCCGUUUCAUCCCUGCAGUCAGUCUGGCGUUUCCCCCUAGCGGCAGUGCCUUUCCUCUUCAUCGAAGGCGGCUCGGAGCUCUCGCGUUCUCCUUGCUGAACGGCAAAGAGCUGUCGACUGUCGCUUCGCCACUCACGCCGUAUGGUGCGUCAGGAGACAGCAAGACGUCACGCGCGAGUCUAUUCCAGUUUACUCCUCGUCCGUACUCGUUCGCCUUUCCUUCCUCUCCGUCUGCUUCUUCUUCUCUCGCCGCGUCCUCUCUGCCUCCGCUUCGUCCGCCUUCCCUCGGCGCUGGAGGUGGACAGGCGAACGGCGCCUCUUUCGCGUCUUCUCUCUGCCGGAACAGCGUUCGCCUCUCCUUCUCGCCCACUGGCGGCCGGAGGGCAACGAACGUCUCCGGUGCACAGGCGACUGAAGGAGACAGACGGCUAGGGCGUCUCGGUGCCGCUCUGUCGCGGAUGCCGACGAACGAACCGUCCAUCGAGAGGAAAGAGGAAGCGACUCGAAUUCGACAGCCGCCUCUCAACUGCUCUCGGGGACAAUGCGCAGCGGCGCGAGACGCCGACCGAGACGCCGACCGAGACGCCGGCCGAGACGCCGAGGGUGUCACAGCUGGCGAGGUGAUGGAAAGUUCUCUGAAAGGCAGAGAGAGGAAACCACAGCAACCAGGCGUCAGACAAACGGGUGUGCGGCCUCUCCUGCCAAUCGACAAACGUUUCGGUGUUUUCCCCGGUCCUGCUGAGCCUGUUAAAAGACUUUGUCUCUCACUUCAAGAUCUGAAGACGUUCUGCAAGGACCAUGCCAUCGUUGUGCCGGCCGCUGAGCUGUAUGGGGGCCUGAAGGGCACAGUCGACUUUGGAGCUGUCGGCCACCGGCUGCUUCAAAAUCUCCGGCGGGCAUUGAAUUCCUUUUUCCUUCGCGAUGCAUGCGAACCAUUGUCGACUUCUCUGCACCGCGAUCUGGCUUCUUUGUCGCCUGAGGCACCGGGAGACGCUUUGACAAAGGACCUCAGAAGUCUCCCCCUGCUUCUCUCUCCAUCCCCGCCCCGCCACUCGCAGUCCGUCUCCCUCCCUGAGUUUCGCUGGCGCGGACCAUCCUGGAGCGAGAAGGAGCCUACGGAGCCUCUUCAUCCGAUCCAGCAGAAGCGGGCGGCUGAACAAAGCAGAGAAAGCAGAGACGAGGCAGAGGAGCGUUCAUCCGCGAGCAACGCGGCGUGGAUGCGGGAGACACAGACUGACAGGAAGCGCUCCCAAGCCGGGGAAAGCGACGUCUGCGAAGAGGCGAGAGAACGCGGAGAAGGGAGGAGAGCAGAAGGCGCGUUUAUACCACCACCUUGGGGACCGAUCUUCGCUGUGGAAACAGCAUGUCUCGGGCCUGCAGCUGUCUGGGCAGGUAGCGGUCACACCCGUCAUUUCGUGGACUCCGUUGUUCGCUGUAGAGACACCGGGCAGGUGUUCAGGACCGACUCGCUGGUGUUUCGUGAGAAGGAAAUCAGCAGUCGACGUGGAUCCAGAUUUGAGGUCAGACCACUCUCAGCUACGGCACUCAGGCCGAGCGAGGAGGCUCGAGAAGCCCAGAGGAGCUGCGCCGACGGGAACCGAGAACACUGUCAGAUAGAUGGAAAGAAGAUACGCGAGCGAGAUGAACAAGGAACAGAAGAACAAGGGCGUUUUCGUCACAAGGAAUCCUUUUCGUCCUGGCGGCUUUUGACGGAGGCACCUCUCGAGCGGUUUCCGGAGCUUCCUUCGCCUGUGACAGGUCGCAUCGGGGCCCUGUCAACUCCGUACCUGCGGAACUUGAUGCUGCAAACGCGCCUCUCGCGCUACACCUCGCUCAAGGACACAGAACCCAGUGGCGAGCGAAAAGGAGGAGAAGAAGCCCUCGGGUACGCACGAGGCCGUAGAGGAGAUACGAAAGGCGAUUUGCCGCUGGAUGCAGACACGGAAGAGAGCGCGGGGAUUUUCAGACCUGAAACUGCCCAGGAAAUGCUCAUUUCGUACCGGAGCCUUCUGCCGCCGUUCCUCGCACCUUCGCUGCCCUUUGGCAUUGCACAGGAAGGGCGUUCGUGGCGCAACGAGUUGAUUUCUACCUCUCGGUUUCUCUUUCGUCUGCGCGAGUUCCGGCAAUUCGAGAUCGAAUACUUCCUGGACGCUACAAAGGCAAACAGCUUCCAUACGUUGAACGCCUGGAUCUACGAGCUGGCGCGUUUCUUCACUGCCAUCGGCCUGCCCACGGAUCUCCUCAGUGUCGCAGAACAGGGCGAGAAGGAUCGCUCUCACUACAGCUCGAGAUGCGUUGACUUUUCUUUUCGUUUUCCCUUUGGAGACGCUGAGCUUUGUGGCAUCUCCCUCCGAGGAGACAACGACUUGAGGGCUCAUCAGCAGCACUCGGGGCAAAGCCUCGCGCUCCCACCGGCGAGCGGCAGCUCGUCGACUUCUUCCGAUUGUGCAUCUUCUGCGUCGCCUUCGUCUUCGGCUUCCUCCGGAAUUCUCCCUCACGUUGUCGAGCCCUCUGUCGGAUUAGAAAGACUUCUCCUUGCGCUCCUAGCAUCCUCCUUCGUUAGAGAUACUGUCGACGGCAAAAUGCGUACUUUCCUCAAUCUUCAUCCGGCAUUGGCCCCCUUCCAAGCAGCAGUCUUUCCCGUCGUCACCAACGUGCAUGAAUUAACAGCACGAGCUCGUAGGCUCUGUGGCUGGUUACGCGAAAGGGGAUUUAGCGUUUUGUGGGAUUUCUCCUCCACCUCGAUUGGAAGACGAUACCGCCGUGCAGACGGGCUAGGGAUACCCUUUUGCUUCACACUUGACCGGACAUCAUUGAACGACGGCACCGUGACGGUGCGAUGGCGAAACUCUGCUGAACAGCGAAGACUAAAGUUCGAAGAGGCAGAAAGCUUUCUGAAGGAGCGCACCGAAUUUCGAUUUCAAGACUUUUGUUGGAAGCCGUCAGAACCGCAACGGAAAGGCGCUCCCAACAAUCCGAUGAAUUAAUGAUUGGAGGCAAAUACAAGGAGCAAAGGCGUUCAGUGCAUCCAUGGAGCGGAAACGGGAGGAACAGGAUCAGAAGGAAUGCUUGAAGGGACGCUGAAGGGUGCCAGAACAGGCCUGAGGAUGCUAGAGGCCGGGGCAUGUGGCAGUGUGAGCAGACAUAUGACGAACGUGGAGACACGAUCAAUGUCGUUGCCUACGAAUGCCGAACGAUAACGAAACCUCAAGGGUUGUGGCGUUGGCAUUCUGGUGGUGGAGGAACUGGGAAAAGGGAAAGGAACAGGAGCAAGAGGGAACAGGAGUAAGAAGAAUGUACUCC
This is a messenger RNA of Toxoplasma gondii ME49, 3905 nucleotides long. Its product is annotated as anticodon binding domain-containing protein. The coding region runs from base 548 to 3589 and encodes 1013 amino acids. The transcript has 13 exons. NCBI's taxonomy places the organism in Eukaryota, Apicomplexa, Conoidasida, Eucoccidiorida, Sarcocystidae. Gene Ontology annotation, biological process: mitochondrial DNA replication. Gene Ontology annotation, cellular component: mitochondrion; cytoplasm. The record is from RefSeq and is a predicted model, not a curated record.